Penicillium macrosclerotiorum is the source of this 600-nucleotide messenger RNA. Its product is annotated as EF-hand domain-containing protein. The transcript is spliced from 3 exons. Bases 1 to 600 code for a protein of 199 amino acids. Gene Ontology annotation, cellular component: cytosol; intracellular membrane-bounded organelle; membrane. NCBI's taxonomy places the organism in Eukaryota, Fungi, Ascomycota, Eurotiomycetes, Eurotiales, Aspergillaceae. Gene Ontology annotation, molecular function: calcium ion binding. The record is from RefSeq and is a predicted model, not a curated record.
AUGACUCUUAACUCCUUCCCGGCUGACCGGAUCGGCAGACAAUCGAAGCUUUCACCCUCUCAGCUUGAAGAGCUGCAGAAAGCAACCCAUUUCGACAAGAAGGAGUUGCAGCAAUGGUAUAAGGGUUUUCUCAAAGAUUGUCCGUCAGGGACAUUGACCAAAGAGGAGUUUCAGAAAAUCUACCGACAGUUCUUUCCUUUCGGCGAUCCUUCCUCCUUUGCCAACUAUGUAUUCCGCGUAUUCGAUUCUGACAAUAGUGGCAUGAUCGACUUCAAGGAAUUCAUCUGCGCCCUGUCGGUGACUUCGCGGGGUAAGAUGGAAGACAAACUAGAUUGGGCCUUUCAAUUGUACGAUAUUGAUGGGGAUGGAAAAAUUACAUAUGACGAGAUGUUGGCCAUUGUGGAGGCCAUAUACAAAAUGGUGGGAUCAAUGGUGAAGUUACCGGAGGACGAGGACACGCCAGAGAAACGAGUUCGAAAGAUCUUUCGGAUGAUGGAUAAAGACGAGAAUGGGAGCUUGGAUAUCGAGGAAUUCAAGGAGGGCAGCAAGCGCGACGAGACUAUCGUCAGUGCCCUGUCGCUUUACGAUGGUCUCGUAUAG